AUCCCCGCAACCUCCGCCGCUAGCUCCUCUUUCCACUCUACGUCUCUACCUACGUCCCUACCACUACUUACCUACCUACUCCAUCUUUCGCUCCUCCACCAGACUUCCUCACCUCACCUCUUCCAUACUCACUCCUUCAAAUCAAUCUGCCUCGUCUCCUCGCUCCCUUCUGCACCCGACCCCUUCAUUUCGGCCGUUCCCUUCGCGCGACGUCAGAUAACCCAUCCCACCAGCCCGACCUCUCCGAUCGUCUUAACCGCCGCCUUUGCCACGCCACCACCGUCCUCACAAAAUCACUGCUACAGCCUCACUUGGUCUGUCCCUCCGUCUUCUUCACCGCUAUAUUUCGGGCGUGGAAGUAAUAGGAUAUCUGCCAUGAUUGCUGGACGAGGAAGGCAGCGGAUACGCCCCCCACGACGAGGACUUCAUGGCGACGAGCUCAAUUUCGAAAGCACGUGGAAAAUCAUUGAAGAUGCGUUCGGCGAGAUUCACACCAAGAAUGCCUCUCAACUGUCCUACGAGGAGCUCUAUCGACAUGCCUAUCGCAUAGUGCUCAAGAAACGUGGCGAGGAACUGUACCGCCACGUUCACGAAUUCGAGCGCAAUUGGCUGAGCACCGAAGUCCGCAUUUCUAUCCAGCAAUUACUGUCUCCAAACCUGCUGGCAAACAUGCAGCACAUCGGAGGCACCACAACUAAUGAACGUCGUGUUUCGGGAGAGAAGUUCCUGAAAGGUCUGAAGCAGGCAUGGGGCGACCACCAAGUGUGCAUGAGCAUGCUGGCAGAUGUACUUAUGUACAUGGAUCGCGUAUAUUGCCAGGAUCACCGACGUCCGUCAAUAUAUGCUGCGACUAUGAUACUGUUCCGCAACGAGAUCCUGAAUUCGACCGUAUCCCACACCGAUCAACGACUCGUACUCGGUCUGCUCAAUCACGUUAUACUCGAGCAGAUUCAAAUGGAGCGCCAUGGCGAUGUGGUAGACAAGCAUCUGAUCAAGUCGUGUGUGCAUAUGCUCGAUGGUCUCCAUGCAGACGACAUGGAGUCGGACGAUCAGCGUCUGUACAACGUGUCGUUUGAGCAGGAAUAUUUGAAGACGAGUAGAGACUUCUACCAAGCCGAAGCCGAGAUGCUGCUCCGCGAAUCAGAUGCUGGCGCGUAUUGUAGGCACGCUCGCAGGCGUAUCCACGAAGAAGCCGACCGGUGCCGGUCAACUCUCCUAGAAUCUACAAUGCCUAGGAUACAAAAAGUGGUAGAAACGGAGCUGAUUCAGAACCGCAUCCAUGAACUAGUCGGUAUGGAUAGUGGGGUUCGUUUCAUGAUUGACAAUGAUCGACUAGACGAGCUCAACUUGGUGUAUGAAUUGAACGCUCGCGUUGAUGACCAAAAGGCGGAGGUGACUCGUGCCAUACAAAAACGUCUCGUGGAAAUGGGCACGGAGCUAAACAACGACGCUAUUGCAGCUUCACAAGUCUCAGCUCCGACCUCCGCACCCACGGCAGAAGGUGGAGAGAAAACAAGGGCGCCGCCGCAGGAAAAGGGCCAAACUCAACAAACGGCUGCUGCCAUCAAGUGGGUGGAGGACGUGCUUGUGCUCAAGGACAAGUUCGAUCGUAUUUGGAAACAGUCAUUUCUCUCAGACAAUCUUUUGCAGACGGCCAUCACCAGGAGCUUUGCAGAUUUCAUCAACUCGCCAAACUUUCCCCGGUCUUCUGAGUACAUUUCCCUUUUCAUCGAUGAGAACAUGAAGAAGGGUAUUAAGGGCAAGUCGGAGAUGGAAAUCGACAUGGUCUUGGAAAAAGCCAUCAUUCUGCUUCGCUAUGUCCAGGACAAGGAUCUUUUCGAGCGCUACUAUAAGAAGCAUCUCUGCCGACGACUUUUGAUGAACAAGUCCAUUUCCAACGAGGUGGAAAAACAAAUGAUUUCAAAGAUGAAGAUUGAACUCGGAAACAACUUCACGAUGAAGCUCGAAGCCAUGUUCAAAGACAUGACGAUUUCAGAAGAACUCACGGUAGGUUUCAAACGACACAUAGAGGGUCUUGGUGACCGUGAUCCAAAACGUAUCGAGCUUUCCAUCAACGUUCUCACGAGCAUGACCUGGCCCAUGGAAACGAUCGGCACUGGAAACGAAGACGAACAGAGUAAACGACCGAAAUGCAAUUUCCCUCUUGCCGUGGAGAACAUCAAGCAGAGCUUCGAAAAAUACUACAGCGAGAAGCACUCUGGGCGCCAACUCACCUGGCUCCCUAACAUGGGCACGGCGGAUAUCAAAGCGGUAUUCCCAAAGGUCCAGCAAAAAGACGGCUCUUUCAAAGAACGCCGGCACGAGCUCAAUGUCUCGACUUACGGGAUGGUGAUAUUGCUGUUGUUCAACGAUCUGGCCGCCGAGCAACAUCUUACCUUUGAAGAAAUCCAAGCGAACACCAACAUUCCCCACCACGACCUAGUGCGGAAUCUUCAAUCUCUCGCGGUUGCGCCCAAGACUCGUAUCUUGGUCAAGGAGCCGAUGAGCAAAGACGUGAAGGCCACGGACAAGUUCUACUUCAACGAAGGCUUCAAGGGCAACUUUGUGAAGAUCAAGGUGGGCGUGGUGAGCAGCGGCAACAAGGUGGAAUCGGAUCGGGAGCGGCGGGAAACGGAGAAGAAGAACGACGACUCGCGCAACUUCUGCAUCGAGGCGGCGGUAGUGCGGAUUAUGAAGCAACGAAAAGAACUGGCGCAUCAGAAACUCAUCAGCGAGACCAUCAGCCAGCUCACGGCGCAGUUCAAGCCCGAAGUCAACAUGAUCAAGAAGCGCAUCGAGUCGUUGAUUGAGCGCGAGUACCUCGAACGGAUAGAUGGCGCAACGGUUGAUUCAUAUCGGUACUUGGCAUAG
Messenger RNA from Periconia digitata, 2871 nucleotides. NCBI's taxonomy places the organism in Eukaryota, Fungi, Ascomycota, Dothideomycetes, Pleosporales, Periconiaceae. The record is from the annotation of a GenBank genome assembly.